Molecule: messenger RNA, 2148 nt
Organism: Mytilus trossulus (common blue mussel)
Lineage: Eukaryota; Metazoa; Mollusca; Bivalvia; Mytilida; Mytilidae
Product: sex peptide receptor-like
Exons: 1
Coding region: 211-1446 (411 amino acids)
Biological process (GO): G protein-coupled receptor signaling pathway
Cellular component (GO): membrane
Molecular function (GO): G protein-coupled peptide receptor activity
Source: RefSeq, a predicted model, not a curated record
GUAAGCUACUACUCAUAACACCCUCAACCAUCCGAAUUGAAAAAUAUAUGUCCUGACUUCAGUUGUAAAGUAACCUGAAUACAUGAUAUAACUUAUCUCGUAGUUGUCUCGCUGUCUCUGACGAAAAAUUGGUAUGCAUUAUUCUUUUAAUGGAACUAAUAGCACUUAUAGGACAUACUUAAGUGAUAACUUAUUGGGUAGAGGAAUAAAAUGAACUCGAAAAUACAAUUUGAUGAACCGAAGAGUAAUUCAACAUUCCUAAAAAUAUUACAUUUAAACAAAUCUACAGAAUUUGGCGGGAAUUACACCUCUACAGAAUUUGAUGGGAAUUACAGCGAGACAACAGGCGACUAUUACUACUACUACUACUUUGAUCGGCCAUAUCAAAUGGUAACAAAGAAAUGGCAGGUUCCUAUUUUUGCUUAUUUAUAUUCUGGAAUAUCGCUCUUGACAAUUUUAGUAAACAUUAUGGUAAUUUACGUAUUUGCGAAGAAAAAGAUGCGUUCGCAGACGACAUUUUUGCUAUCAUCGCUUGCUUGCUCUAAUUCAGCGAUAUGUUUGGCAGUCGCGGUCUAUCACAUAUACUUCCAUCUACUGGAACAUUACAGGGACCCAGUUGAAUAUACAUGGUGUAUUUUAAAGCGUGUGCUUCACAUCAUGGAAGAAAUGGCGCGAUCUUCUUCAAACUGGAUUACAGCGCUUUUGGGCAUUCAACGUUUUGUCUGCAUUUGCUAUCCUUUCCGUGCUAGAUCUUUAUGUUCCAUUAAAGCAUCAAUAAUGGCGGUACUAGUUUCUGUGAUAGUCGGUAUCGUCGUCUAUAUAUAUGAAGCCGUUUCAGUGGAAAUUGUUCCGUUUUCUAUAAAGAACGGAAGUGCUUUUCUUUAUGAAGGUUGUGUAUUGGGAACGAGGUAUGGAGUAACGCAAACAUCAGUAAUGGUGAGCUAUAUCAUAAGCGGAUUUGUUGCCAGAUUUUUGCCCUGUAUAGUUCUAUUUAUAACAACAAUACUUCUCGCGAGAAAGCUACAACGCCGGAAUCGAGGAAUAGCUGCAGAUUUGCAUGACAGAAAUAGAUCGUCUGCUCAAAUGAAAAGACUUAAUGGACUUGUAUUUAUUAUUCUGACAAUAUUUUUAGUAUCAGAAUUGCAAGAUACUAUUGCAUUUUGCAUUUAUGCCUAUGAACUAGCAACGGAUAGAAUAAGAGAAGUUUUAACUGCCGACGAAGACGAUCACUGGGAUACAUGGGGAAAUCUAUUGUCGUUGUUCAGUUACCAUUGUAACUUUUGGAUCUUCUUUCUGAUGAGUUCACAGUUCCGGUCAGCUUUUUAUGACACGUGUUCGUCUGUUCGUAAAAGACAGUUUGCGUCGUCUACGAGAACAACGAUGAUUUCGAGCAAUUUCAUAACGGAAACCGAUUCAUUUAAACCAUUGCAAAGACCAAAGAAAUGACAAAAUAUAGACUAUUUUAUUUUUAAACGGUUUUAUAAUUGUGAAUACAAACUUUUUUCACAAACACAAAGGGGCAGAAAUUGUAAAAAAUUGAUUUAACCCAUUUAAAUGAUUUAAAAUCGCAAUGUAAAGAUUCUUUGACAAUACGAUUAGUGUGAAAUAUGUUCUAAAUCCAACUACAUGCAACCAAUUAAAAUCUAAGCUUCAUUUAUAAAACGGUAUAAGGAAGUUCCUUUUUCUGUUUUAUAAAUGAAGCUUAGAUUUUAACUAAGGACUAAUAAAAGUUUGUUGUGUUGUUUGUGUAAUAUAUUAUUUUAUAUUAAUGUAAUUGUCAUGAUGAUGAUUUUUUGUGUAAGUUACUUUGCAUAUUACCCCGUAUUGGUUGUUAUUUGAGCAGUAAAUAUAUAUAAUAAUUAUUAUCGCUAUUUUGUGCAUUUUUCGUUUGAUCUUUUUUUGUGAUAAUUUUCAUAUCAUGCUACUCGCUUGAGAUGGAAUAAUUAUCACUAGAAACUAAGGAGGCCACGUGGCGUUGCUAACGAAAUUGACAUGAACAUGAUGAAAUUGACAACGUCGUCAUAGGUAAAAUAGCGAUAAAUAGAUUAUCAUUGGUCGUCUCAACUCGCUUGCUUUUCUCACUUUCGCUGUACCAGCUCAAGCGAGAAAAUCAUUCUCGUUGAGAUGAUCAACGAUAAUCUAUAAAUA